Callithrix jacchus (white-tufted-ear marmoset) is the source of this 699-nucleotide messenger RNA. The record is from RefSeq and is a predicted model, not a curated record. NCBI's taxonomy places the organism in Eukaryota, Metazoa, Chordata, Mammalia, Primates, Cebidae.
GCAAACAAUACAGUCAGGAUGGCUAAAGGUGACCCCAAGAAAUCAAAGGGCAAGAUGUCUGCUUAUGCCUUCUUUGUGCAGACGUGCAGAGAAGAACAUAAGAAGAAAAACCCAGAGGUCCCUGUCAAUUUUGCAGAAUUUUCCAAGAAAUGCUCUGAGAGGUGGAAGACAAUGUCCGGGAAAGAGAAAUCUAAAUUUGAUGAAAAGGCAAAGGCGGAUAAAGUGCGCUAUGAUCGGGAAAUGAAGGAUUAUGGACCAGCUAAGGGAGGCAAGAAGAAGAAGGAUCCUAAUGCCCCCAAAAGGCCGCCGUCUGGCUUCUUCCUGUUCUGCUCAGAAUUCCGCCCCAAGAUCAAAUCCACAAACCCUGGCAUCUCUAUUGGAGAUGUGGCAAAAAAGCUGGGUGAGAUGUGGAAUAACCUAAAUGACAGCGAAAAUCAGCCUUACAUCACUAAGGUGGCAAAGCUGAAGGAGAAGUAUGAGAAGGAUGUUGCUGACUAUAAGUCGAAGGGAAAGUUUGAUGGUGCAAAGGGUCCUGCUAAAGUUGCCUGGAAAAAUGUGGAAGAGGAAGAUGAAGACGACGAGGAGGAAGAGGAGGAGGAGGAGGAGGAGGAGGAGGAGGAGGAGGAGGAGGAGGAGGAGGAGGAGGAGUUACUUUUUACAAAUAAAGAGAAUGUGGUUCCAAGAGGACAAUACAUUUAA